Molecule: messenger RNA, 1821 nt
Organism: Poecilia latipinna (sailfin molly)
Lineage: Eukaryota; Metazoa; Chordata; Actinopteri; Cyprinodontiformes; Poeciliidae
Product: probable leucine--tRNA ligase, mitochondrial
Exons: 9
Coding region: 467-1621 (384 amino acids)
Biological process (GO): mitochondrial translation; leucyl-tRNA aminoacylation
Cellular component (GO): mitochondrion
Molecular function (GO): leucine-tRNA ligase activity; ATP binding
Source: RefSeq, a predicted model, not a curated record
AGAAAGAAGAACCCCUUCAGAAGCUCUUCUCUCUGAACGUCUUUCUCAGCGUCCUUCCCUGCACUGUGGAAGGGCUGCUGGCAGAUUCAUGUUGUACAUCCAAAGUGCGGUUUGGCUUGGAUAGAAAGGAGCCACGAGGCGGCAUUUCCAACUCAAACACCCAAUCAGAAAUGAGGCCUGUCCUGUUAGCACAGCCUGUUAGUAGGGGCACGGGAACAGAGCCGUGCUGCCAGUCGGGCUUCAGCCGUGCUGUUCUGCAGAGACGUGACCCUUUCAGCCAGAUGGAAUCGGCUUUAGAACAUCGAACACACAAGUUUGUCUGAGCCCCAAAACACGGCUCAUUCGUUCGCUCUGAUUUGUCCAACUAAUAUUAACUGUUGCCCCGCUUCUGCCAACUCUCUGUGUUUUGUUUUUUUUCCCCUCCCCUGAUAGAUGCAAGGGCCCUGCCAGGCGGGAGACCGACACCAUGGACACAUUUGUGGAUUCGGCCUGGUAUUAUUUCAGAUACACAGACCCUCACAACAGGGACAGACCGUUUGAGCCUCAGCUAGCCGAUCACUGGCUUCCAGUGGACAUAUACAUCGGCGGGAAGGAACACGCCGUCAUGCACCUGUAUUACGCCCGCUUCCUCUGCCAUUUCUGCAGGGAUCAAGGCCUUGUGACUCACAGGGAGCCGUUUUCAAAACUUCUGGUACAAGGUCUGAUCAAAGGUCAGACAUUUAAGCUGGCAGGCAGCGGGCAGUAUUUGAAGAAAGAGGAAAUCGAGUUCACAGGGAACGGGCCGGUGACUCUGAGCGGUGGCAGAGUUGAGGUGACCUUUGAGAAGAUGAGCAAGUCCAAACACAACGGACUGGACCCUCAGGAGGUGGUGCAGCAGUACGGUCUGGACACCGUCCGUCUCUACAUCCUUUACGCUGCGCCUCCCGAACAAGACAUCCUCUGGAACGUCAAGAAUGAUACACUUCCAGGGGUUCUACGUUGGCAGACUCGACUUUGGCAGCUUGUGACAAAGCUAAGAGGAGCUCGACAACUCGGUGAAGUCCCGAACGGCUCCCUGCUGAAAAAGAAAGAGCUUGAAGAGGUCAAGAAGAUCUGGGGAAACAAGAACUAUGCAGUUCAAGAGGUGACGGCAUACUUCACUAAAGACUUUCUGUUCAACGCAGCCCUCUCUCGCCUAAUGGGCCUUACCAACACAUUGAGUAGUGCAACAGUUCGAGUCCUGCAGCACAGUGUGGAGUUUGAGGAAGCUCUGGCUGCCCUUGUUAUAAUGACGGCACCCAUGGCUCCUCACUUGGCCUCUGAGCUUUGGGCAGGUCUUUGCACAGUGACGAACCCCCAGAGUCCCCUGCUGCUGCGGGGAGGCGAUGUCUUGCAGCAGCCCUGGCCAAACGUGGACCCCGAGUAUCUGAAGGCCCCUGAAUUUGUGGAGCUGUCUGUGCUGAUAAACAACAAGCGCUGUGGCACGGUGACCAUCCCUCUGCAGGUGUCCAAAGAUCCCGCCCGGGUCCAGCAGCUGGUGAUGGAGAGCCCCAUCGGACAGAAGUAUCUGAGUGAGCGUGACAUCAAGAAAGCCAUCCUCUCUACCAGGACUCCCCUCAUCAACUUCCUGGUUAAUGAAUGAUGUAUGGGUGUUUACCAGAUUGUGUGCAGCACCUGGCGGGCGGUGCCUUCCUGCUGCACCCACAGACUGACAAAUAAUGUUGAUAUUUUGAUAUUAUAUGAGAGAGAAGGUAUGUUGGUCUGUUAAAAGUAUCAAGGUAAAUGUCCUCCAAGAGCAUUUUAUUUAUAUUUUACAGUUUUUAAUAAAACAUUCAACAAACA